UUAGUUCGUCUUGUAUCUAUUUGGAUCCACAUUCAAAACGUUCAAUUUCAACACUGGUUGGGUUAACAAGCGUGUCCGUAGUGAUUAUGAAGGUUGGAAAAAUCUAAUAUAAAAAUAACCUGCAAAAUAUAUCAAUUUUACAUGUCAAGUUAUCUUUUAUUAACAAACGUGUCUAUUUCAAUCUUUCCUUCAAGUCUAAAGAUAUACUUACAACCUUAUCGUAGUUGAUGAUGAUUAUUUUUUUUUAAACGAGAACUGUUAGGAUUAUUAGAAGUGUUAUUAAAUAAUACAUAAAUUGGCUGGAUUCAUAACCAGGUGGAUGUAUUACGAACAUAUGCGCAUGCGCAACCGGUAUAUUUUUAUCUUGAUCACGUUUUUAAUACAUCUUUUGAGUCUAUGAUAUAAAUCAAAAUAAAUAAAUGUAAGAGUUAAAUGUGUGAUAUAUGAAGAUUAUUUUUUCCAAUCCCAUCAAUCUUCAACAGUUUAAAACGGUUAUAAAGAGAUUUAAAUAGAAAUUUUGUUAAAAUGAAUAAACUAACCUUACUUUCAAGGUAUCCUCAGAAAUUUUGUGGAAGUUUGUCUUUAAUAAGAACUCUAGCCGAUAAAAAGGUGCCUAGCAGUAGUAGUGAUAGCAGCAGCAGUGAUAGUGAUUUAAAUAAGAAUAAAAGUCCUAAUCAAGCUGCUGAAAGACUUAAUAUGCUCCUAAAAGACAUGCUAAAUGAGAAAACGAUUGUCACUAAAAAACUUGACUUAGCUAAACCUCGCAUGAAUAAAGGAAAAGAUGUACAAAAUGCUCAAGUGAAAGUUGAAUCUGUUGAGCAAAAUGUAGCUAAAACUGUGAAAGAUGUUGCUGAAUCUUUAGGUGGUGAUGUUAAACAAACUGAAUCUGAGUUGUUGGCCAAGUUAUUAUCUACAACAGGGAAACCAAAUCAAUUCGAUUUAAGUGAAACGAUAAAAGGAAUGAAAAUAGUUACAGAAAAGAAACCAUUGCCUGAUGUUUCAAGAUCAUCUCAAAUUCGUGGUCUUCUUGAACAAUCAGAAAAAUCGGGAAUGCCAUUCAAAAGAAGAGAACCUAGAAAAUUUACGCCAACAGAUAGAGAUGAAAUUGUAAAAAUUAAUUUAUUUGGAAGUAAACCAUUAGGAAUUUUUCAAACUACCGAAAAAUAUGAAGAAAGUCAGCCUUUAAAAACAUGGCAAUUUUUGCAUGAACGCGAAUUAAAAUUGGCGGUAACUCAUCCCCCAUCUAAUUAUUUUCAAGAAAUGAUUCUUUGGACCGAUCAGGGAAAAAUAUGGAAAUUUCCUAUUGAUAAUGAACAAGGAAUGGAAGAAGAAAAAAAUAUUUACUUCGCUGAACAUGUCUUUUUGGAGAAACAUUUAGAACCUUGGUGUCCACCAAAAGGGCCAAUCAGACAUUACAUGGAAUUAGUAUGUGUAGGGUUAUCUAAAAAUCCUUAUAUGAGUGUAAAACACAAAAAGGAACAUAUAGAAUGGUACAAAGAAUAUUUUACUGAUAAAGAAAAAUUAUUGGCGGAAAUUGGAGCUUUACCGCAAGGUUUUUCUAUGUCACCAAAUAAAAAAACUGUUUCUAAAAAAUAAAAUUAUAAUUUAAUUUUAGAUUAAUAAAUAAACAUUUCA
Onthophagus taurus is the source of this 1635-nucleotide messenger RNA. RefSeq names its product mitochondrial ribosomal protein S31. NCBI's taxonomy places the organism in Eukaryota, Metazoa, Arthropoda, Insecta, Coleoptera, Scarabaeidae. Gene Ontology annotation, cellular component: mitochondrial small ribosomal subunit. Gene Ontology annotation, molecular function: structural constituent of ribosome. The record is from RefSeq and is a predicted model, not a curated record.